Messenger RNA from Maniola jurtina (meadow brown), 5218 nucleotides. Its product is annotated as beclin-1-like protein A. Lineage: Eukaryota; Metazoa; Arthropoda; Insecta; Lepidoptera; Nymphalidae. The coding region runs from base 123 to 3095 and encodes 990 amino acids. The record is from RefSeq and is a predicted model, not a curated record. Gene Ontology annotation, cellular component: endoplasmic reticulum tubular network; endoplasmic reticulum membrane; cytoplasmic microtubule. Gene Ontology annotation, molecular function: microtubule binding. The transcript has 10 exons. Gene Ontology annotation, biological process: endoplasmic reticulum tubular network organization.
GGUUGCGCUCGCGUCGUGCCUCUAUACAAAACGAGUGAAGUGCGUUGACACUUAACUGUUGUGUGAAUCAUUGUCAAUCGGUUGCUUAGUGCUUGCCGUAUUAGUAUGCACAGCCCGUAUCCAUGGAGGCAGGUCGCGCGCGUAACCGUGACGACAACCCCGGUUUACGGACUCCGAGCCUCGGGCUGACCAGCGUUCGGCACAUUGUCACUAAACUCGAGGCUGAAUACGCUCGCUCCGUAGCGACCAACUCUAUCGGAAAUGAAAUAGUCAGAUACAAAGCCGAUGAAGAUAACGAUUACUAUACCUUCCCUUUCGACUCGAAAGUGCACGUGUUUAAUAGAUUCGUUGUCAACUUGUUAGCGGCACUGAGCAAAUGCAUACCUAGUGUUACGUUCGCAAAUUUCGGUUUCAUCGCCGUGACAACGGGCUUGUUUGCUCCGAGGAUGAUAUCUUACUUGGUCCUAUAUCCGUUUUGCAGAUUGGUAUUUGGAACUCUCUACCCGGCGUAUGCUUCAUAUAAAGCUGUGCGGACGAAGAAUCUAAAAGAAUACGUAAAAUGGAUGAUGUACUGGAUCGUAUUCGCCCUGUUCACAUGCACGGAGACCUUCACAGACGUGUUUCUCUCGUGGUUCCCUUUCUACUACGAAGUGAAGAUAGUGCUGGUACUGUGGCUCCUGUCCCCGGCCACGAAGGGAUCCUCGAUUCUCUACAGAAAGUUUGUUCAUCCCGCGCUCUGCAGGAGAGAACAGGAGAUCGAUGAGUACAUAGCGAAGGCCAAAGACCAGGGUUACCACACUGUGCUCAAUUUGGGCACCAAAGGCGUCAACUAUGCCACUACCGUUAUCAUGCAGACGGCGAUUAAAAACUUCAAUCUGCCGGGUCCCGUGCAAGACAAUGAGGGUAGACGGGUGAUACAGAGUCGCGACGUCACUGACUAUCCCGAUUACGAAGAUAUCGAGUAUCAGAACACGGACAAUUUGCCUGGCAUCGUGGAAAUAGUCGAGCUCGACCACGAGAGCGACGACAACUUACGCGUGGGCGACGGAGAUGUCAACGAUCCCGAUUACAUUCCAGAUUAUACGUCAGCUCGCAGUCGCGGCGACGUUGUACGUAAACGCAAACCCGCCAAAGAGAAACGCCCUAGAAGCAGAUCUAGAGGGCGUCGCACUCGAAGCCAGGCGGCUACGGACAAAGACAAAGUUACGGGCGGCGGUGGUCUAGUACAGCAGUUGCGCAAGAGCUACAGUCUGUCCGACCUGAGCGAGUGCGAGCCGCGGGAAGAGCGCGGCUCCGACGAGGCCGACGACGUACUCGCCGAGCCGAGGCUUAUCCGGCGAGCUGUCAAGAGCGGAUACGCGACUCGGAGGAGUGCGUCGGAGUCCAACAACCGCUCGCCCAUUUACUUCCCAGAAGUGGACGUGGACGUGCGCAACACGCGCAGUCGCAUGGACGAACCUGACUUUAGUCAUAUAAAAUCAACGGAGGACAUAAGCUCGGGCUACUCGAGUGCAGAGAACUCUGCCUCGCUCACGCGCACUGCGUCAGUCGGUGCGUCUCGCUCUCGCGCGCGCACCACUCGUACCACCGUCACCACCAUCAAACGACCACAAGCCGCCGAGGAUGAUCACAUUAUCAUCGAGGAGCCUCAGGAAAACGAUAUCUUUGAUUAUACAAACAUGCCCCCUCUCGUUAAUUUCACAUCGCCUCUACUCGUAUCCCAAACCGAUCCACCAUUUAUUUAUCAAUACGUAGGGAAUCAGAUAAAAAUAAUAAAAUUAUUAAGUAACUAUCCCCAGAAUAUUGAUUUUAAUAAUCAAAAUGAUAAUUCAGAUAAUCGGGACCAAAAAGAAGCCUGUGAGGAAAAUUCGCCAUCUUUAAAAGAAAUAAAUAAAAUGCCCAAUGAUACUUCUAAAACAGAUGUAAAUUUAACUGAUAAAGAUAUUCAUACAGACAUUCCCGUCAAAAUUCAAAGCAAAGACAAUGAUUAUAAAAAUAUCACUGAAUCUAAAAAUACUGAGUCCUCAAAAGAUAAUGAGAGCGGUAUAAGUUUGGAGGAAAGAUGUACACCUGAAAUCAAAUCUAAUUCUACUGAAAUUAACGAUCAACAUCAAAGCAAAUCUGAUGAUAAUAAUAUUACAGAAGAAUUUAUUGACGCUACUUUAGAGAAUAAUAAUAAACCAGAAACGAACGUUUUAUAUAACAUUGUAAAUGAUAACAGCGAAAGCAAAUCUAUUGACAGUAAUAUCACGGAAGAAUUUAACGAUGCAACUACUCGAGAUAUAACUAUGGAUAUAUCAGUAACAAAUGAUUACGAUUCUGCAGAAAGCGAUAGUGAAGGUUCUUUUGGUACUCCAGUUUCUACCCCUAAAAGCGGCAGAAAGGCAAAUAAGGGCAAGUAUGGUAAGAAUAAAGCACCACCACCCCCACUGAAACCAGAUGAAACCAUACCGCAAAAUUCGAAUGAUGACAAAGCUAUUAGUUUAGACAAUUUGCAUAAUUUAGUUGCUAGCAAUGAAGAUCAGAUUCAAAAUAUUACCAAAAGUGAAAAACAAGAAAUAAAUACGGAUUCUGUAAAUUUUACUAACGCACAAGGCGCUUUCGUCAUCGUUAACGAAAUGUCAGAAGUUUGUAUCGAACAAAAAAAUUUAGACCCUGUAUCUGUAAACGAUCCUAGACAAAAAUCUAAAUCACCGAUGAGACAUUCUAAAGGUAGUUCAGCUUUUGGAAAAUUACUACAACUACCGGGGAAGUUGGCGUUUUGGCAUAAAACUGACGACAAAAAUACUGAUAAUGAUAACGUGUCAGAUGCAUCAGAUGCAAGUAGAAAAUCUUCUUUAGAAAAUAUUACAGAUGUCUUUCAGAGCUGUUCUAACCUGAAUUUGACUUCAAGUAACGAAUCAUUAAUUCAAAUAACUGAAGUACUCGAUAAAGGAGAUAAUUCAUGUGGAGACAAUAUAUCUAACGACAUUUCCUUGAAAAGUGAUGCUUUGCAGAAAGUUAUUGAUGCUAAAUUAGAAGAAAUUCAUCCUGAGUAUAAAUUCGUUCCUUUACAUGACGAAAUACCGACUACGUCAAAAAGUACAGAUGUUUAAACUGAUCCUAAAUUCCCGUCUCCAGUUGUAGAGGCCCAGCAUCAAAGAGCAAUGCUGUCGGCCUCUGCUACAAUACCUCGCGCAAAAAAGUCUAAUAAAAGGAAAACACAAUAAAUUAUUGCACGCCAUUUGGUACUUAUCGUGUAAAUAUGAUGUUUUUAUCAUAAAGCCAGUUGAACUUUGUUCAAUAAAAAAAACAUAGUUUGAUCGCGCGCUCUGUUCCUUUAAAAUCGCAUUAAACAAAUACAUUUUUAUUCUUUCUUCGUAUAUAUUCAAUAUUUUUUCAAACACAUGAAUUUAUACUUAUUAAUAUGAUACUGACUUUAUAUAAGGAACAUAUCAUUUCAUAAAAUUUUAUUACAUAGCUUUAAUAUUUAUCUAUUAUAUAUUUAAAAAAAACAUACUUAGUUACUUGAAUGAACACAGGUACACAAUAAUUUGCUUAAAAAUAUAAGGUCACAACAUCAAUCACACUAUUACAUUUAUUCAAUAACAAUACAAUAUUAUUGAUAGUUCAUUUAUGUGUUAAUAUAAAAGUAUUAAUAAGUUUAGUUAAUAGUGUAAUAUGUUAAUGUUUGUUUAUGAUAAAUAAUAAAACAAUUAGUUGAAUUCUCGUGCAAUAUCGCUGUUGAUAAAAAGUUACCAGUUAUACUUUAUAUGUGACAUCAUGAACUAAGCAUAUAAUGCACACAAGCCUUAUUGUUUGAAUACUCAUAUUAUAUUAAUUAAUCUGCUUGCUGUAAAAUAAUGGGAUGUUAAAAAUGUAAAACAUUUUAAUUUUCUCGAUAGGUAAUUAUUAUAACAUUAUAUAGAUAAUUUAGUGAAGUUUUUCACUAAAUUAUUUAUGUAAGUACCUACUUACUUAUAUAAUUUACAAAAACAUAUAAUAUAUAAUAUGAAUGUCUAAAACCAAAUUAAUUAGUUAGGUUCUAAGGAAUGCCAUUAAAAGGGUGAAAUAAGAUUGUUCAAUAGGUUUAAUUUUCGAUGAUGCUGGGAUGAUAAAUGAACCAUCUAAACAUUAAAAUUUGCAAAUAUAAUAGUUACUUAUUAGGAUCAAGUAUGGUUCACUGAAAAUUAAUAAACCAUCCAACUGCGAGCCCUUAUAUUUAUGUAUUGUCAUACUAGCAUGCUAUUCUGUAUUAUUGACGCAAAUUGUUUAAUUUAUAUACAAUUCAUUGAAUACAUAUUAUAAUAAAAGUAAAAUUGGUAGGUAAAUUAUAUAAUUUUAGCCAAGAAUGCCAAAUUAAGGAUGUCUCAAAAGUUUGUGUCUCUGAUUUGUAAAUGUAGUUUAUUAUUAUUAGUAUUUAUUAGAAAGACAGCUAGUCUUAGUUAAUAGCAAUUAAAAUAAUGAGUGUUGGUGAAUCAUGUAUUCAGAUUUGUGAUAGAAUAAUAAUAAUUACAAUACUGUAAUCAAUUUAUAAAGUUGUAUGAUAAAAUCAUCUGAAUUUAAUAAUAUAAAACAGAACACCUAUGUUUUGGUAACAGCUUAGAUUUUAGAAACUACCUAAUUUAAGAAUCGUUGUUUACAAUUUGAACAAUUUUUCAGACUAACAGACAGACAGACAGUAGAGUGGCAUUAAUAGGGCUCCGUUUUAAUCUUUGAGUUCAAAACCCUGAAAAGACCGAAAAUACAAAUAAAUAAAUAAAUAAAGACGCAAUCUCACCAAAUUAGUACCAAUGGAAGUUUAUUCACAUAGAAUAAUACAAACUAUUACUAGAUAGUGAUUUUACAAUUUUUAUUAGUCAUGUACAUAAAUUCAUACAGGCAGUAUUGUAAUAUCAAUACCUAGUGAUGGUUUUUAUUUAUGUGUUUUCUCAUUAUGAUCAUUUGUUCCUUGUUAAUUAGAAAGUUAAGAUUUUUGUAUAUUAUAGAUUUUAGUUUGCUUGCCUAUUUUGUAAUUUGAAUUUUUGCAGACAUGACAGCAUUUUUAAGCUUCUUUUGUCUUAUUCCCAAUGUUAAAAUGAAAAGCAACUCAGGUUUUUUAAGUUAGUCAGCUAAAAGCUAAUUUCUACAAUUGCUAUAUUGCUGGGAAAUUAUUAAAAGUAUGUAUGUAUGUUGUGCCCAAAUAUGCAAUUUUGUGUUUGGUUAAAUGAAAAUAAAUAAAAGAAUGUAUUUUAAAAUA